Messenger RNA from Cetraspora pellucida, 494 nucleotides. Lineage: Eukaryota; Fungi; Glomeromycota; Glomeromycetes; Diversisporales; Gigasporaceae. The record is from the annotation of a GenBank genome assembly.
GCAAUGUCUGCAAAAUCACAUUAUAUUCUCGAGUGGCAUGUUUGAAGUGUGGGAUUGGAUGCAUUACUGCUAACCUGUCACAAGGAAACGAAUUGGCAGAUGUAAAAUGGCAUGAUGCUAAUCAUGGUUGCCGGACUUGCAAUGUGUCGAAUAAUAAAUAUACUAAUCCAAAUUAUAAUUACAUACAAAAUGCUCACUUUCACCAACAGACAGAAGAAUGGAUCGCAGAGAUUAAAAGCCAACGUUCAAAGGCAGAUAUGGAACAACUAGCAGUUGAGUAUGGAUUGGCAAAGCCUGGACCUUUAAGGAUACUUAAGUGGGACCAGCAUGUCCAAACUCCACAAGAUAUAUAUCAUUUCAUGGCCGGAAAAACUCAUACCCUUUUAGAGGCAACGUUUAAUGCGUUUAAUCUAAAUGGUGAAAAUGCUUUUUUAAAACAUUGGAGAGAUAUAGAAAAACCAGCCAAUUGGUGUCGAAUGCCCAAUUCACUAUGA